AUCAUGAUUUUGGAAGGAGCUGGCAGGAUGAGUAUCAAUUCCAGCAGCAAUCUACUCCACCAGCAGCCUUCUUGGACAGACGGAUAUUCCACAUGCAAUGUAUCCAGUAGCUUCUAUGGAACCCAGUGGCACGAAAUACACCCACAGUACUGGACUAAGUUUCAAGUCUGGGAGUGGCUGCAGCACCUCCUUGAUACCAACCAACUGGAUGCCAACUGCAUACCUUUCCAGGAGUUUGAUAUCAAUGGGGAACAUCUGUGUAGUAUGAGCCUGCAGGAAUUCACUCAGGCAGCUGGGACAGCAGGACAACUGCUUUACAGCAACCUCCAGCACCUAAAAUGGAAUGGUCAGUGUGGAAGUGACAUGUACCAAUCUCAUAAUGUCAUUGUGAAGACAGAGCAAACAGAUCCAUCAUUAAUGGUAUCCUGGAAAGAAGAGAAUUAUCUUUAUGACAGUGGCUAUGGUAGCACAGUAGAGUUAUUGGACAGUAAAACAUUCUGUCGUGCUCAGAUUUCCAUGAUGACACCUAGUCACCAAUCUUCUGACUCUUCAGAUGCAAAAAAAUCGCAAGAUCAUACCCCAAAGUCCCACACCAAGAAGCACAACCCUCGAGGAACUCAUCUUUGGGAAUUUAUUCGAGAUAUUCUUCUCAAUCCUGAGAAAAACCCAGGAUUAAUCAAGUGGGAAGACCGGUCAGAAGGUGUCUUCAGAUUUUUAAAAUCUGAAGCUGUGGCUCAGCUGUGGGGAAAGAAGAAAAACAACAGCAGCAUGACUUACGAGAAACUCAGCCGGGCUAUGAGAUACUAUUACAAAAGAGAAAUCCUUGAGCGUGUGGAUGGUCGGAGAUUAGUAUAUAAAUUUGGAAAGAAUGCCCGUGGUUGGAGAGAAAAUGAAAAUUAA
Messenger RNA from Melospiza georgiana, 900 nucleotides. RefSeq names its product ETS homologous factor (gene EHF). The record is from RefSeq and is a predicted model, not a curated record. The transcript has 8 exons. Lineage: Eukaryota; Metazoa; Chordata; Aves; Passeriformes; Passerellidae. Gene Ontology annotation, biological process: regulation of transcription by RNA polymerase II; cell differentiation. The coding region runs from base 4 to 900 and encodes 298 amino acids. Gene Ontology annotation, molecular function: sequence-specific DNA binding; DNA-binding transcription factor activity, RNA polymerase II-specific. Gene Ontology annotation, cellular component: nucleus.